Molecule: messenger RNA, 708 nt
Organism: Cadophora gregata
Lineage: Eukaryota; Fungi; Ascomycota; Leotiomycetes; Helotiales; Ploettnerulaceae
Gene: VPS28
Product: Vacuolar protein-sorting-associated protein 28
Exons: 3
Coding region: 1-708 (235 amino acids)
Biological process (GO): protein transport to vacuole involved in ubiquitin-dependent protein catabolic process via the multivesicular body sorting pathway
Cellular component (GO): ESCRT I complex
Molecular function (GO): protein-containing complex binding
Source: RefSeq, a predicted model, not a curated record
AUGUAUCCAACCCGACAGGCUUAUGCGCCUACUCCCCACAGCUACAUCCCAAACACGACAUUGUCCGCAACGAUCAAUCUUGACGAGGAAGUCAAGCUUGCAGAAACCCGAGCAGAGAGAGAUCUCCAAGACUCUCUGGCCGAAGUCUUCAGCAUAAUCAUCACCCUAGACGAGCUAGAAAAGGCUUACCUCAAAGAUGCGAUCUCGGAAACGGAUUAUACAGAGAUAUGCGACCGGUUGUUGAAGCAGUACAAGCAGAUUCUGGCUGAUGAUGCAGUGUCUCGAGAGUUCAGAGAUCUGGAGUCUUUCAAAAACGCUUGGGAUAUGGAGGUCCCUCGAGCAACAGAACGAAUUCGAAUCGGUCUCCCAAGCACUGUCACUGCACCAUCUAUAAAUACAACUACUGGCGGAAAUGGUGGCUCGAAUGGAACUUUGAUCUUGGAGGCUACACAGGAUUUUAUUACAUUUCUCGAUGCUCUCAAGCUUGGACUCCUUGCAAAGGACCAGUUACACCCGUUGCUGUCGGAUGUCAUACAGAGCGCGAAUAAAGUCACAGACCAAGAUUUCGAAGGAAGAGGAAAGAUUGUGCAGUGGUUGAUCGCUUUGAACCAGAUGAAAGCUACUGAGGAGGUCAGCGAGGACCAGGCGCGAGAGCUGGAGUUGGAUAUGAAUAGUGCAUAUCAAGGAUUCAAGGCGACUUUAAAGUGA